AUGAACUCAAGUGACUUGGACGAGGAAGACAAGGAGCUGGACGAGGGGUUUCAAGUGGAACUUGGCUUUGUAGGUGAACAAGAGCCGGUACUGGAUGCUUUGCUGUUGCAUGCUGAGCCAGAUUGGACCAAGUGGGACAGUGGCAAAGUGGGUGGCCGACCGAGCUGGUUGUACCCAUUUGCAGCAGACCUUCCCUCGACGACGGAGCUCCAGUGUCAAGCUUGCCGCAAUCCCCUGUCUUUUCUGCUGCAGAUUUACUGUCCAUUGGACGACGUCGACGAUGCUUUUCAUCGCAGUCUCUACGUCUUUGUCUGUCGUUCUUCUGGCUGUGAUUGUCAAGGAGAUGGGAAAGCUUUUCGGCUGCAAUUGCCAAAGGAAAAUGCGUUCUACGCAGCUACUGGCGGUGCAACAGCACGGAGAGUCAAGGAUGUUGAAGCAAGAGUGGGCUUUUGCGUGCUCUGUGGCCAACGCGCGACACUCACGUGCAGUGCGUGCCGUGUGGCACAGUACUGCAGUAAAAGUCAUCAGAAAGAUCAUUGGGUGGCUGGAGGGCACAAAUAUACGUGUACUCAAUGUUUGGAAAUGCACUCGCUGGUCGAGUCGGAUGAGGCACGAGAGAAGGUGAUGGUUAAAGGAUCGACGUACGUCUUUCCAGAACAAGUACUGGAGAUCGACCAUGAACCAGACAGCAGAGAAGCGGCAAAUGAGUACGAAGCAAAGAUGAUGGCAGAGUUCGAGGACGCUAAGACACAAAAUGAUGACGACGACACGGAUCUGGAUGUGACGCAGCAAGAGCUGAAUGAAGCUCUGGGCCAUACCACGGAUCAAGAUGAGCAAUAUGUGCGCUUUCUCACGAGAGUAGCGCUUGCAAAGGAUCAGGUGUUGCGCUACUCUCGCUGGGAAAACGAAGCUGUGCUUUGGGUCCAUUCGAAGGGCAUGCUUACAAGCGAUGUGCCGCCAUGUGGACGGUGUGGAAGUGCGCGUAAGUUCGAGUUUCAGGUGCUACCGCAGUUGCUGCACUACUUAGGCGUGGACAAGCAAAGUUCACUUGGCGACAUUACGUCGCGCAGCUGUGAGUGGGGAACGCUUGCUGUCUAUACGUGUGCGAAGAGCUGCCCACUUGAGACCCAAUGUGCCCAGGAAUUCCUUCAUUACCAACCCGCGUAUGCUGGUACUGCAUAA
Peronospora matthiolae is the source of this 1182-nucleotide messenger RNA. The record is from the annotation of a GenBank genome assembly. Lineage: Eukaryota; Oomycota; Peronosporomycetes; Peronosporales; Peronosporaceae.